Lonchura striata (white-rumped munia) is the source of this 1763-nucleotide messenger RNA. The record is from RefSeq and is a predicted model, not a curated record. NCBI's taxonomy places the organism in Eukaryota, Metazoa, Chordata, Aves, Passeriformes, Estrildidae.
GCUGCUUCCGGUGCCGCCUCUCGCUGCUUCCGGUGCCGCGUCUCGCCGGUUCCGCGGGGCCCCGGGAGCGGCGCCGGGAGCGGCGGCGCCAUGUGGUUCCUGUACGUGCUGAGCUGGCUGUCGCUGCUGCUGCAGGUGGCCUUCGUCACCUUGGCCAUCGCGGCCGGGCUCUAUUACCUGGCGGAGCUGAUCGAGGAGUACACGGUGACCACCCGGAGAGUGAUCAAAGCCCUCAUCUGGAAAAGUUUGAGGAUUUAUUGGGGAAUUUUUGGGAUUUUUUUGGGGAUUUUUUGGGGGGAUUUUUGGGAGGGCUCCAAAAUUUGGGAUUUUCCUUCCGGAAUGUUCUAAUCCCGAUUUUUUUCCCAUUUUUCUGCAGUUCUGGUCGUGCUCAAUCACUACCUGGCCUUCCAAUAUUUCUCCGAGGAAUUUUACCUUUUUUCCGAGGUCCUGGCCUACUUCACCUUCUGCCUCUGGCUGAUCCCCUUUGCCUUCUUCGUGUCGCUGUCGGCCGGGGAGAACGUCCUGCCCUGCACCGUGCAGCCCGCAGACGACGUCGUCUCCAAUUAUUUCACCAAAGGGAAGCGAGGGAAGCGCUCCGGGAUUCUCCUGAUUUUCUCCUUUCUCAAGGAAGCCAUCCUGCCCAGCAGGCAGAAAAUUUACUGAAAUUCCCCAAUUUUGGGCAAUUUUGGGGAAUAUCCAGGAGAUCCCCGGCCGGAAGAUCCCAAAUUUUUGCCUCUUUCAGCCGGGAAUUCUUUGGGAAUUCAGAGACUUGGACACUCCUGGAGGUGCCGACCACGUUUGGGGGUUUUUUUCCUGCUGAUUCCCUUGGGAAUGUUUCCUGGGGAAAAUGUUGGGAAUUUUGGGAAUUUCCCAGGUUUUUUUUGGAGCUGCUCCUGGAUUGCACAGAGCCCGGGAAUUCCAAAAAAAAUGGGAAAAAUCGGGAGAAAUCCGGAAGAUUCCACGUUGUUCCUUCGUCCCGGUUUUUCCAGAGGGAAUGAUUCCCAAAAAAACCAACAACAACAAAAAAAUCAGGAUUUGGGUGGUUGAAAUCCUGGAAAUUCCCGUUUUUCCCUCCAGCAAAACCUUGGGAAGGAGUGGAUGGGAAGGGAUUUUCCAUGGGAAUUUCGUUUUUCCAGGGAAUUCCCAGAAUUCCAGAUUUUUCUGAUCCUGCAGACGAAGAGGGGGGAACGUUGAGAAUUCCCAAAUUUUUUCCUUCCUCCUUUUCCGAAGGGUGAAAAUCCUCCGAGGGAGCUGCAGAUUUUUUCUUUCCCAUGAGAAAAUUCCUGUUUUUUUUUUUUUCCCGGAUUUUCCCAUUCCCACCCCAGCCAGCCUCGGGAAUUCCUGAUCCAGAGGAUUUUUUUCAGGAAUUCCCCCAAAAAAAUUCCUUUGGAAAAGCUGGAAUUUUGCUCCAAGACCUCUUGGAUUGGAGUUUUCUCGCCGUGUUUUUAAAUUUUAUUUUUUUUUUCCCUCUGGAUUUCCUGGAAAAUUCCAGGAUGGGAAUGAGGAAAAUCAGGAAUUCCUGAUUCCUUUGAAUCCCGAUUUUCCUGGGAAUUUUUCCAGCCGUUUUUCCCUAUUUUUCUAGCCUGGGUUUCCAGGAGCUGAAUCGGAUUUUAGGGAAAUCGUGGAAUUCCAUCAAUAUUUAACCAGGAGAAGGAAAUUUGGGAUGAAACCCCCGGAAAUUUGGGAAUAAAACAUUCCCAGAAACGCCGGGAAUGGCAGGAAUUGACGAAUAAAGUGGAAAAAUCCUGGAUUUUCCUUGGGAA